AUGGCGAAAUUAGAGCGGGGGGUGAGGGUGAAGCAACCUUUAAACGUGGUGACGACAAUAUCGCAAGCCUCAGGUGUGUCACAGCCUCAGCUGACAGUCAGCUAUCCGACUCCCAGGAACUCACAGAAUCAACCCAAGCAACGAGUAUUCACUGGUACUGUCACAAAGCUACAUGAUAACUUUGGAUUUGUUGAUGAAGAUGUUUUCUUUCAGUUAAGUUGUGUCAAAGGUCAGCCUCCUAAAGCUGGGGACCGUGUCUUAGUGGAAGCUACGUACAAUGCUAAUAUGCCGUUUAAAUGGAAUGCUACAAGAAUACAAGUAUUACCAAAUCAGGUGGGAGAGAUGUCUCUGCUUUGCAGUACCAUGAACCAACCUUUGUUGAAACAGCCUCCUCCAAAUAUGAUGGCUGCUAAUCAUGGAAAUACUGCAGUGAUGAACAAGUCACUGGUCAUGUCAUCGCCUAUCAUGUCGCCAUCGGUGAUUUCAUCAGCUAUGACCUCGCCCAUGUCUCAACCAUCUAUACCAUCAUUAUUAUCUCAGCCACAAGUAGUACUACAACCUUCUCCAGCUGGAAGUUUGUUGCAGCCACCAUCAAGUAGACCUUCAAUUCAACCUGUGCGUAGACGAGAACCACCCGCAAUGCCACGGAGAGAUGAGCGAAGAGACCGUGACAGAGAAAGAGAGCGUGAGAGGGAAAGGGAGCGUGAUAGAGAACGUGAACGAGAGAGAGAGCGUGAAAGGGAACGUGAACUCAGACAUCGUGAACGUUCUCCUGUCAGGAAGCGUUCUAGAUCCCCUCGUAGGCGUUCUCCUCGACCAAGACGUGUUGUUCCACGUUAUGUUGUCCAGUUUUCUAAAUUCUCCCUGGAUAUACCUCAGGCGAAUGUAACUGAACUACGUAGACGAUACAACAACAUGUACAUACCAAGUGAUUUUUUUAAUGCGAACUUCAACUGGAUGAACGCCUUUUCAAUACAUCGCCCACUAGCGUUAGAUAAUCCAUGUAGCUUUCACAUUAUGCAUAAAGAUGUGGAACCAUUGAAUAAGACAGAAGUUCUCUUAGAGCCUGCUGAUGCUGAUCACUUAUACAGUGCCAAGGUCAUGUUGAUGGCUUCACCUCCGCUGCAAGAACUGUAUCAACGUUCAUGUGCAUUAGCUGAAGACCCACAAGAGUUAAAAGACAACUUUCAGCAUCCUACUCGACUGAUUCAAUUCUUGGUCGGUAUGAAGGGUAAAAACGAAGCCAUCGCCAUUGGCGGGCCGUGGUCUCCUUCUAUCGAUGGGGAAAACCCCGAAAGUGACGACCGUGUCCUCAUAAAUACUGCUAUACGAACGUGUAGGUCAUUAACUGGUAUUGAUCUUAGUUCCUGUACCCAUUGGUGGCGGUUUGCUGAAGUGCGUUACCACAGAGCUGAGGAGAUCUACAAAGGCCGCUUGGUGCCCGCUCGAGUGGAAACCGUAGUAAUUUUCCUGCCGGACGUCUGGCAUUGUUUACCUACUCGUUUAGAAUGGGAAGGCUUGAGUGCCGACUAUAAAAAACAGCUGGUAGACAAGAUAGCAGAGAAGCAUGAGGACGUUGCAGAGCAAUUACAGGAAGCUGGCACAGAUGCUGUUGAAGAUGAUGAUGAUUUUGAAAAUCCUACUCACCAUAAGUUGUUGGAUCCGCGUAAUAUGAAGGUUGGUGAUCUUAGAAAAGAACUAGAAGCAAGGGGCAUCAACUCCAAAGGAUUGAAAUCACAACUGAUAGCAAGACUCACCAAGGCUUUAAAAACGGAAGCAGAGUCUGAAGAGCAAGAAGACAUUGCUGAUGAAGACCCUGAAGAAUUUGUUGAGGCGAAAACAGAAGUUGAAGAAAUUGAAAUGAAUUCAGAAGAUAAAAAGGAGGAGGAAGAAAAGAGGAAACAAGAGGAAAAGGAUCGAUUGAUCAAAGAGAAACGGCAUACAUUACCGGAGGAUCCCGCUAUUAUAGUGCAUCCAUCAACUACGGCUAAAGGUGGUAAAUUUGAUUGCUCUGUGGUGUCUUUAAGUGUCUUAUUAGACUACAGAAUGGAAGACAAUAAGGAGCAUUCCUUUGAGGUGUCUUUAUUUGCUGAGUUAUUUAAUGAGAUGCUACAGAGAGAUUUUGGUUUUAAUAUAUACAAGUCAUUGUUGAAAAUACCUGAAAAGAAAAAUGAUAAAGAAAACAAGGAUAGAAAGGAGAGAAGUAAAGACAAAGAGAAAAACAAGGAUAAAAGUAAAGAUGACGAUGAACCACGGUUAAAGAAAAGAAAAACAGAUGAGGAUGAUACAAAGGAGGAUAAAGACCAUAAAAAGGACGAAGAAGAAGAGGAUUAUUGUGAGGAAGAAGAUGAAGAGGAAGGAGGGGAUGAAGAGUCUGACGUUAAAGAUGAAAAGAAAAAGGAAGAUAAAAGACAGGAUAGCCGUAGACGCUCGCAUCACAGUACAGGAGAGUCCAGUCACAAGGAACGAAGUCGAAGUGGUAGCCCAGAAAGGGACAUUACCCAUGAUCCUCGUCUAUUAUUAUCGUUUGUGUAUUUUGAUCAAAGUCACUGUGGUUAUCUUCUAGACCGGGACAUAGAGGACAUUUUGCAUACUGUUGGAUUGCAUUUAUCACGAGCACAGAUAAGAAAAGUUGUGCAGAAAGUGUUAUCACCUUUGUACUAUAGAAAACUAACAGACAGAUACAGUAAAGAUAAAAAUAAAGAGGAAAUUAAAGCAGAAAUUGAUUCAUCAUCGGAUGAGGAGAUCGCUGCAGGGAAUACAUCAUUGUUACCAGCAAACAAAAGACUGGAUUCAAGAGUCGCUAUAAAUGAGAAAAUAAAAAAUGAGACUGGGUUGGUGAUGUACCAAGGCGCUGUAAUAGAUAUACCAAGUCUUCUACAGAGACUGGAAAAAAGUGACAAAGCUAGGGUAGCAUCUGAAAUCAAAGUCAAAGAACAUGAAGAUAGUAUAGAGGAAAUGAAACGUACUGCCAGUACAUCCGAAGCCGCUGCCCGGGCAAUGGGCAACGACCUUCAAGAACUCAGGAAAAAACUUAAGCAUACAGAAGAGAUUCGCGACACGUCUCUCAAAGAAAGCCGUCACUACAAACAAUGUCUAGAAUCAUCAAAGACUUCACUUCAGACGCUUCUUAACCAGGUAUCGGAUUCUCUGCAAAAAGAGGAGAAACCGCCAAAAGAGUGUAAAUCUGAGAAGUAA
This is a messenger RNA of Saccoglossus kowalevskii, 3198 nucleotides long. RefSeq names its product cell division cycle and apoptosis regulator protein 1-like. Lineage: Eukaryota; Metazoa; Hemichordata; Enteropneusta; Harrimaniidae. The record is from RefSeq and is a predicted model, not a curated record. Gene Ontology annotation, cellular component: nucleus. Gene Ontology annotation, biological process: regulation of DNA-templated transcription.